Molecule: messenger RNA, 5314 nt
Organism: Hermetia illucens (black soldier fly)
Lineage: Eukaryota; Metazoa; Arthropoda; Insecta; Diptera; Stratiomyidae
Exons: 6
Coding region: 1299-3959 (886 amino acids)
Source: RefSeq, a predicted model, not a curated record
CUGUAAACUGAGAAAUAUCCCAAGUCUUCGGGUAGAGUUGCUAUCACCGCGGCCAUAUUAUGUAUGUCGUCGCCAAAUUUAUUUAUAAACACUGAGCCUAAGCAUAAUUUCGGGCCAGCGGACGAGCAAUAGGCACUUUCAGUGAGCCAUAACUAUUACUUUCGGAGCCGGGGCGGAUGCGAUUAGGAGCGUGUUGUGUGAUGAACGUUAUUUUUGUGCAUCGCGACGCACGCCCGAUUUCGUUACGAAGGGAGUGUGCCGCCGUCGGUGCACUGCAGUAUUCUCACUUCGGCUCACGGCGUCUUCUGUAAGAGGAAGAGCACAGCCGAAGCGUACGGCGAGCUUUCAUACCAUGGCAAGAACGGCGGAUAUUUUCUCGGUCGCUCCAAGUCUCGAAUUUUCGUGGUGGCGUCGAGCGGUUUGCGAUUCAAGUGCAAGUGCGCGAUAAGUUGGCGGCAAAUCACGUUUUGCUCUUUGAUAAUGUGCAGGUGAUAAAGUGCAUUUAAAAUCCGCGAAUCGGAGUGGCGGGAGUUCGCGUACAGUCGAGAUUCCGGUAAUUUGCAGGCGAAGUCCACGUGUGUCGAUCGUUGGUCCUGCUCGUGUGAUAGAGGACGAGCGCUGCUGGAUGUGUUCGUCUCUCUUUGGCGAUGGUCGAAUGCAUCGCAGCGCAUUCGCGAUGGAGCGUUGCACUAUCAAUGCGAUGGGUUACGUCGGGCCGCACAGUUGCACUAAACCACUGCGUGCUGUACACGUGCUUAUGUGCUUUUCGGUCAGAUGUUUCGCGCGUUACUACCUUUCUUAUUAAAACUCGCCUUAACAAUACCCUAGAUGAAAUCUGGGAACAAGCUGUGAAGAGUGAGUCAAAUAAUCGGCGCCUGACAAUGUUAGGGAAUAAGGACCUUUUCUCAUGCUGGCAGAGUACCUAAACCGGGACGCACCAAGAUUCUUUACGGAAUAUCAACCGUGGUAGACACAUACGUGUGCAUAGAAUAUUUGCUCCGUUUUGAUAAAAUCAGACGAGAUGCGGUGGUGGCCAUCAGCUCCUUUUAUACGAAAUGAACGGCGCGUAUUGCGGCUGUUUGAAUUCGCGGACUUUCUGCAAAUGGAAAAGGAUGAGGCCCGUGCAAAUCGGUGAAAACGUCCUCUUAUAAUUUAUCGGAAAUCGGGAGAGAAAGUAUCUUUCCCGAAACGGAUUCUUAGUUGGAAAGCAAUAACACUUGAACGGUCGAGGCGCUGUGGCCCCCACGUAUGCAGCCAAAGGCGCCGCGGGGGCCCGCGCAGCUUUAGCGCUACUGCUUAUGCUCCUGACCCCUCUAUUGUCGGCGAGCGCCCUCGCGGUGACACCAGUGGCACGGUGCGUUGGCGACCUGAAUUCUCGAAAUACGAACCAGAAACAUGCUGAAUUCGUCGCGUUGGACGUAUCGCAAGGAUCCAACAUAUUGAUCGCUUUGACAAAAGAAACAGAACGUCUUCCUUCAAAAUGGGAUCAAAUCGAAAAUUCUCAGCGGCAGAACAAAGGAGGUGCUUUCAAACGAAUUGGAAACGGCGGAGGCGACGAGGGAUUCGUUCAACACAUAAAUUUUUGGAAAGAACUAAGAAAAAAGUAUUCUGCCAAAAAGCAACUAGUUCGUAGGAUUCGUGCUCCAUUACAAUCAGAUCUUGUAAAUAUUUCCCGGAUUCCUUAUAUUUCAAAUUAUACUCGAAACAUGGACACAACUAUUUCCAAACUAAGUGGACGGUACAAAGAAGCCAGCCCAGAUUCAGAAUUCAAUGUUAACAUUGUCAAUAGCCGGCGGAGUAGUAAAUCUAGUUCAAAGGAUAAUUUCCAAAACAUGACUACUAUCCAAACUAAAAGUUUGACUGAGCUGAGGCAAAUUCAGCCGGCCCUAAAGAAAGUGGGUAAUACUACUCAGUUCGUGUUCAAUAAUACAAAUAAUAUGAUUGAUGUAGGUAAUAAUUUAAGGAAAAGUGCAAAAAGUGUAAGUGUGAGUGAAAAUGGAAAUCAAUUUGAAAAGAGUGCAGAAGUAAUCAAAUUGUCGAAUUUCAGUAAUGUUUCUUAUAGUUCUAAUGCAUCUAAUAACGAUGUAAGUGUAGUGAAUAGUGAGGUUUUCCUCUUGAAUGUGUCAAAAAAAUCUACACCAUCAAUAAUAAGUUCCAGUACAACUAAAAUAGAUGUCGAUGGUCAGAAAAACAGGAAUUUCAACUCUAGUCGGCUUGAUCUGAAAAUUCUUGUGAAUAAUGGAAAUGAAUCAGUCUUUAUAAAAUACGGAUAUAUUAUCGCUAUUGUUGCAAUAUCGCUCAUUGGAGCCUUUGCAAUCACUUUAGUUGGUGCUGUUCGUUGCUUACGGGCAACACGUCGAGCCUCAAGGGCUCUGGCAUUACCAAUACCACUCCUGCCAGAAGAUCGUACACCUUUAAACGCGGAGCCGGAACAUUCUGUACCCAUGCUAUCGGUACAGUCGCCCGGCUGCGCGGGAAUGGAGCGGCUCGGCGUUCCGACCCGCAGUACACUAGGUUCGCCACCACACGAUAGGAAACAUGUUAGUAUAAGAAUGCGUGUUGAUCCUAGAUGUGAUAUAUUAGUAAGAGAUGCAACAAUACUUAGAAAUAAUCAUCACAACUCCACCACCAAUACUACUAGCAAUUAUCAUUACCAACAACAACAACAAUCGCAUCAUCAAACGGCAGCGUCGAUGACGAUCAACUCAUCAACGAAUAAUGAUAAUAUUUCAAUGCCUCUUAGCAAUAGUCGAAGUAAUAGCAGCAGUAGCAAUAAUCAUGAAUAUAUUAUAACAACACCAUCAGCUGGAAGAACAAUAGCGACAGGCAGUAGUGUUGGAGGAAAUGAGGUAGUGAUGCGAUGCAUAGGUGGCAUCGACGGAGACGGCGGAGGCGAUGGAAGCGGUGGUAAUAAUCAUCAUCAAUCCCAUCAUAUUAAUAAUCGAAUAGCUAAUAAUAACAAUUGUCGGAAUGCUGAACAUGCAAAUGUGAUACGAUGUCCACAUCAUGUCCCAUUACCAGAUAGUGAAUGGGGCCAGGAUCGUGAACUGAAAAUUAGGACACAUUAUCAGCAAACUGAAAUAACACGGUCUUACAUUCAAGCGCCACCCAAUCGAUCAGUCUCAGACGUUCCAGAAAAGUCAAUCAGUCCUUUUCCAUCGUCAUCAACACUAUCGCCGUCUUUUGGUAUGGCAUCAUCAUCGUGCAAUCUAGGACCCCACAAUCAACACCAUCGUCAUCAACAACAACAUUCUAAUCACCAUGUGAGUCAUCAUCAUAAUCAGCAGCCGCAGCAGCAGAAAUCAAAACCGAGCGUAUUAAAACACUUUUUUAUGAAAAUGAGCAGCCCGAAAUCUCCGCUAUCGUCGACAUCAUCGUCAUCAACAAGUCCGUCAUUAUCCACGUCUUCUUCAUCGUCAUCUACAUCAUCAUCAUCUUCUUCAUUAGCGCCUGCUCCUGGUCAGUUGUCGGCUGUGCCGACAGCAUUAAAUUGCAAUCUAGGGUCUAGUUCAGGGUCGCUUUCGGGGGUCCAGCAUACGAACUCGGCACCGUCGUUGGCGUCGACAGCGCCUCUAACUGCAUCUGGCACUAGCAAUAAUCAUUUUAAUCAACAAUUCCAUCAAGCACAGCAUCAACAACAAUGUCUAGUUGGUAGUACAAAUCAUAAUAGUUUAACGGUAGUCGGUAAUAGCUGCACAGCGUCAUCGCUAGGCUCGCUUUCGCUGUCAGCGUCAUCCACAACUUUGGCAACGAUGUCCUUAGCGACGCAGUCUAUUGAUUGCUGCUAUACGCAAGCAACAAGCGUUCGGCCGCGGACUCCUAUCAUAAACAGUAGCAGUAGCAACCAUGCGACUAGGGAAACACUGCAAGCAACGAUUCAAACUAGUAGCGACGGCAGUUUUCCUCAAUAUCAAUCGCAACUUUCGCAGUCGCAUCGCGAGCGAGAUGGCCACAUUUGACAUAAUCCCUGCGUUUCAACUUUUAGCUGAAAUUCUUCAAUCAAGCAUAUUUCCGUUAAUACAAUCGUCCUUUACUACUACAGAGAAAAGAAGAAUAUAAUAUCGUAAUGCCAGUCUCUUAGAAUCUGUUUCCGUUAUUUAUACAUACACUCACUUAAAAUAUUACUGUAAAAGGAGAAGUCUACUAUAGAGCUACUAGCAACUACUACUACCAACAGCCAAACAAACAAAAAUAUCCAUACACAAAACUUAACUAAGCGUAAACAAUAACUAUAGGUGCGUCCUUUUCGAACGAAUUAAGAUCUAGUCAAAAGUGCAAAGUAUCGACGUCUGAUGAAGAGUCAUAAUAUUUUUGGGAUAAGUUGAUUCCGUAGUUUCUUAACGUAUUUAUAAUUUGCGGCAGGUGCAAAGUUCAGCGAUUGUUACUUUGUUAGCUGCUUCUCGUUUCCGGGGAACAUCACUUAGUCUGCUCCUCUCCUUACAAUUUUCCCGACUACGGUCAUAAUUUGUCUGAAAACAACGCAUCUUGUCUAAUAUUGAAUUAAUGCGUAGGUAAAAUAAAUACAAGUAAUAAUAUUCCAAGCAAACAAAGAAGAAUUUAAGGCAUUAAAUUCGGUUACACUCUGCAUUGACUUUUUAUAAAUAUUUGUUCUGCAUAUAGUUAACACAAAUAAAUAAAUAUGGAGUCUACGUUUCAAAGGGAUGUGGACGUUAUGAAGAAAAGUAUAAAUAAAUGUGAAAGACGGAUAGGAGAUAAUCAGUAAAACUAAGCAAAUACCGUAAAGCUAUUCAACUAUUGUUACAUCAAGAUCGCUGGCGAAUAUAAUAUGAAACCAAAACGGAAUGAAUACUUUUUGAAUUUCGCUGAAAUCCUUGGAAACGGGCGCAUUUCGGGAAAGUUCAAUGGCGCAAUGUUAAGUAACCUUACAUGAAUCAAACCAAAAAUAUAAAUUAAAUUUAUAAGAAAAAAAUAUUUUAAUUUUACUCGGUUACGUCUAUAAUCGAAAUCUUCCGAAAUUCCACUAAAGUCGCUCCACCACUUAGUCUAGAAGCACAAAAAUUAGACCUCAUUGGGAAAGUAACGGAAUUCGCUGGCAGUAUGCGUACAUCAUUGUAUUGUAAUGAUUAGAGGAAAAGGAUGGAUAAGAUGAAAAAGGAAACGAAGAUGGACAUUAGAAAACAGGAAAUAUAUAGAGUAUAUAUACACCCAGAUUUAAUGCAACUAUGAGAAUGGAUAAUUAUGUAAAAGAUGAAGAAAACUACAAGAUUAUGUUAAAUUUCUAUUAUAACAUUAUUUUAUUAUUAUUAUUUUUUAUUUUUAAAUUAAAACAAAUUAAAAUAUUCUUUAAAAAAUG